GUGAAAGAAGUCACAACUUUAGCUGACUGUUCAAUAUUCAUGGAAAGAAUAAGCAGUGAUUCCAGUGAAAAGCAUAAAUUAACGUGUUCCACCUCGUGCUCUAAGAAUGUUAGCUACUUGAUCGAGGUAACUAUUUAAGUAUAAUGGUAAAAUGUGUACAUGUGUAAUAACUACUAUGAAAGUAAUGAAGCAGAACACGAAUGAUUUUUCUCUUUUCGCAACACCGUCCUCUGUUGACAACUUUCGUUUGAUAUGAGUUCCGGUUUGGCAUCUUAUCUAUACACGAAGCCCAAUCGGCCUUCGAACACGGUCACGAUUUAUUGUCUGUGUGAGGCAAUAUGAAUUCUUAAGCGGGACGAGCUUUCGCUUUCGAAUCGCAUCAAUAAGAGCGCAUGAUUGCUUCGUCUUCUGCGUCAGACGUGCCGAACGGCGCCUUAUUCUCUCCUUCACUCGGUCAAGUGUAAGGCCUUUUGCCAUUGACGUUGCAGGUAGUUUCUAAAAAUCUACUGUACACCUGUUAUGACGUUGUUUGCUGUCCUUUGUGCUGAUACGUUCCCCGUUGGCAAUUUGAAAAGUAGGACGCGCGCGCGCGCGCGGACCGGGUGGAGAAAGUCACUUUCGUUUGACCACAAACUUCAAGAAAGGUCGACGCACUACAUCGUGAGCUUGGGUUCCUGGAAUCUAUUUGGGCGAUAGGGGCGCUGAUUGUCAAUGCUGCGAAGAUGCGCAAAUUGAGUAAUUCGGAGCAAAGGUGUGCAUUCGUAGCGUAUGAUCUAAGCCAAUAUUUGGGUCGGAGGAUAAAAACAUUGAAUAAAAAACACACGUGCGAGUUUUUAACGCCAUCUCAGCUGCCGCCUGGUGGCUCGAGUCCCAUUCUCAAACGUGAGGGGCUUAGAGGAUGUUGCCUUUCUCCUGCAUUUAGAAAACACUCCAACUAGCAAGAUUAAAAUGCCUUCGUAUUCUUAUUCUCCAGCUCCUACCAGAGAGAUCGCAGUGCCUUGGAUUUGGCUGAAGGUUGUGCACGUAUACUCUUCCACUUGCGUCUUAUUUCAUAUUCAUUUUUGGUUUUAUUACAGUUAAUUUCCUUUGACGGCGUCCUCAGGAAGCGGAGUGAUGCGUGUUAAUAAUUUGUUUUCCAUCACGCUCUAUACUUUCUGUUUGCUAAGUUCUUCUUCGACCCUCCACCAAGAAUCUAUUCAUGAAUGCCAACGUGAGUGCGAUGACGGACCGGCCAAGCGUUGCGUCUAUCAUUUUCACAUUGAGUAUUAUUACACGAUGAGCAAAGCGUGUUACAAUUGUCCGCUCACUCCGGAGGACUGUAACCGGCACCAUUGCAUCGCUGCUGAUGGAGUUGAACGAGGCGUUGUCGCCAUCAAUCGCCAGAUACCAGGCCCUUCCAUUCAAGUUUGCCAAGGCGACACUGUUAUUGUUAACGUCAAGAAUCAUUUACGGGGAGAAGGAAGCGCUAUUCAUUGGCACGGAAUGCACAUGAAGGGGUCUCCCUACAUGGAUGGGGUUCCUCUAAUUACGCAAUGUCCAAUUUCGCCAGCUUCUACUUUCCAGUACAAGUUUGUUGCCGACAAUCCUGGAACUCACUAUUAUCAUUCUCAUUCUGGGUUCCAGCGAGCGGACGGUGCGUUUGGUUCGCUAAUCGUUCGCCAAAGUCGUUCAAAAGAUCCACAGUCACCAUUGUACGAUUACGACCUGCCAGAACAUGUGAUACUCGUUUCUGACUGGCUUGGUGAGCUGGCGCUGGCCAAAUUUUUAGCUCACGCUCACGAUGGCAAAGAUGAUAUUCCCUCAAGCAUCAUUGUCAACGGGAAGGGAAGAAUUUCGAAACCGCGAGAUGAGCUCACAUCACAAGAAUUUAUGCCUCUUGCGGUUUUCAAGGUUGAGCAAGGUAUGCGCUAUCGAUUCCGAAUUAUCAGCAAUGGAAUAUUGGAUUGCCCAAUCACGAUGUCAAUUGACAACCAUACGCUACUUGUAAUCGCCAGCGACGGGAAUCCAGUCCAACCUGUCGAAGUGGAUUCCCUCUUAAUGACUUCCGGUGAGCGAUUUGACUUCGUAUUGAACGCAGAUCAGAUGCCUUCGUCUUUCUGGAUUCGAUUCAGAGGAAAUAUGGACUGGAAUUCUAAAAACGUGUUUCAAACUGCGAUCCUCCGCUAUGAAAAUUCGCCGGAUGUGGAGCCGGAUGAGAUUGUAACAUACGAAAGCACUAGUCGAAAUGGCACGGUUUUGAACCCAAUCAAUCACGCACCUGGUGACCAGGAACAUGUUACCGUGGCUGAAUUAAAGGCAUUACAGGAGGAAAGCGAAGCUGACUGGGCACGUGAACCUGACCGCAAAUUUUUCCUCGCCUAUGAUUUCAACGCUGUCGAUAGUUGGUUGUACCACGAUCCAGAACAUUAUCCGCUAUUUGGAGUGGGAAAACACCAGAGAUUUUUUACUCCCCAGGUGAACCACAUAAGUUUGCGGAUGCCAUCAUCGCCGCCACUAAGUCAACACCAUGCUCUGUCAGUAAAUUCGCUGUGCAAUCAAUCUACUGUGGCUAAUUGCAAAGACAAAGAAUGUGCAUGCGCUUACACUCUACAAGUUCCUCUGGGCUCUCUAGUCGAAGUGAUUUUAAUUGAUGAAGGCAUGACAUUUGAUGCAACUCAUCCAUUCCACCUUCACGGCUACUCCUUUCGUGUAGUGGCGAUGGAGCGCAUUGGCAAUAAUGUCACUGUUGACCAGAUUCGAGCCAUGGAUGAGAACGGGCUGAUCCGCAGAAAUUUAGUGGAUGCGCCCAUCAAAGACACAGUUGCUAUUCCUGAUGGCGGAUACACGGCCAUUCGUUUUCUGGCAACUAAUCCAGGCUAUUGGCUGCUCCACUGUCACCUGGAAUUUCAUGCUGAAGUCGGGAUGGGCGUUAUUUUCAAAAUUGGAGAACACCAGGAUUUCCCUCCGAUACCCGAUAAUUUCCCGACUUGUGGAGAUUGGUUUCCUUCGGAGAAGAAAACAGUUGAUGUAAAUUUCACGGUUCCAAAAGAUCCGAUCAUCUACGACAUAAACCCUAUCCCCGCUGGAGAGAAUGAGCUACUCCCUUUAUUGAUAGCUGCUUCACCUUUAAUCCAUCCGCACGAGAGUCGCGAAUUGAGUGACGAAAUAUCAGCGGCAUCUUCAUUUCACCGGUACUAUUCAUUGGCUUUGUAUACUAUUAUCGCUUAUUGUCUUUCAAUAUUUUGCUUUCAUUUGUAAAAACGCUUCGCUAGCAGCAAACAGUUAUCAUACGUAAUAACGGGGAACUAAGUCCUAAAAUGACACAUAUACAGUAACGUCUUAAUGUGAAUUGAUUUCACAAAUGUUUUAUUUGCUUGAAUGCUUAUUAAAGCCAAUUUUGCAAAAAGUUGUAUUUUUAACAUUUAUAACUUGUAUAGUAAUCUGUUCGAUUUGUCUUCUUGUGUUAAAACAAAUUUAUUAAUUGAAGUUAAAA
Molecule: messenger RNA, 3472 nt
Organism: Daphnia pulex (common water flea)
Lineage: Eukaryota; Metazoa; Arthropoda; Branchiopoda; Diplostraca; Daphniidae
Product: laccase-like
Exons: 13
Coding region: 1114-3237 (707 amino acids)
Biological process (GO): iron ion transport
Cellular component (GO): plasma membrane
Molecular function (GO): copper ion binding; oxidoreductase activity
Source: RefSeq, a predicted model, not a curated record